AUGCAUAAUCCACUCAGCCACAUGAGCACCCUCUUUCUCUUUAUCCUUUUCACUUCACUCAGCGUUGCUUUCGCCAGCGAAGCAGGAGAUAAAAACCCGUUCACACCAAAGGCUUUCGCGAUUCGCUAUUGGGACAAACAGGUCCUCAACAAAUUGCCAAAGCCAUCGUUCCUUCUCUCCAAGGCGUCGCCACUAAGCGCUGUGGACUCGGCGACUUUCGCCAAACUCGCAGCCAACAACACCCUCUCCACGCGGCUGCCGGAAUUCUGCUCCGCCGCGCACCUCCUCUGCUUCCCGGACGUGAGAUCCAGCUUGCAGAAACACACAAAGGAUGCCAACUUCGCAGUGUACAACGACGCCCAGAACUUCACCAACUACGGAACGAGGCGACCCGGCGGAGUCGACUCGUUCAAGAACUACUCCAACGAUUUUAGUAACUCAGUGAACGAUUUCAGGCGAUACAGCCGCAACUCCGCCGGCCACAACGACAGUUUCACAAGCUACGCCAUCGAUAACAACGUGGUGGACCAGAGUUUCAACACCUACGGCACCAACACCGCCGGCGGCUCCGGCGAGUUCAAACAAUACACGAACCAAGGAAAUGUCCCUGACCUCCGAUUCUCCACCUACUCCGAAGGAACCCUAGGGAGGAAGCAAUCGUUCUCAAGCUACAGCGAGGACGGUAACGCAGGGGAACAGAGUUUCACAAGCUACACAAAGAAAGGCAAUGAUGCUGCGAACGAUUUCACAAGCUACGGGACAGACUCCAACGUUGUUCAGUCUGGUUUCACGAACUAUGCCGAGAAAGGGACUUAUCUUAAUGACACGUUCACCAAUUACGGCGUUAACAUGAACAACCCAACCGUUAACUUCAAGAACUACGCAGAAGGAGGCUAUGAAGCCAAAGAGAGCUUCGCUAACUAUAGGGACCAGGCCAAUGUUGGUGCUGACUCAUUCCAAUCCUAUGCUAAGGAGUCGUUUGGGUCAAAUGUCAAUUUCAAAAACUAUGGGAAAUCGUCCAAUGAAGGAACCGACACCUUCAAAGGUUACGCCAAAGGAGCAAGCGCGAAUCAAAAGGUUGGGUUUAAAGGUUACGGCGUUAAUAACACCUUCAAGGAAUACUCCAAACAUGGUGUCUCGUUCGCCAGCUACAAUAACUCCGUCUCCUCCUCAUCCAGUGGCAGUUUGGUAAAAAAGUGGGUUGAACCGGGCAAGUUCUUUCGAGAGAGGAUGCUUAAGCAAGGCACUAUCAUGCCCAUGCCUGAUAUAACAGAUAAAUUGCCCAAAAGGUCGUUUUUGCCCCGAUCCAUUUUGUCAAAAUUGCCCUUCUCGUCUUCGAAAAUCGCGGAGUUGAAGAGCGUGUUCAAGGUCUCGGACAACUCCUCUUUGGACAAAAUGAUAAUGGAUUCGUUGGGUGAGUGCGAGAGGGCACCGAGCCGAGGCGAAAACAAGCGUUGUGUGGGUUCGGUGGAGGACAUGAUUGACUUUGCAACCUCUGUUCUGGGUCGCAAUGUUGCGGUUCGAAGCACCGAGAGUGUAAAUGGGUCGAAGAAGAAUGUGAUGGUGGGUCGGGUUGAGGGGAUAAACGGUGGGAAGGUCACACAAUCUGUAUCGUGCCACCAGAGCUUGUUCCCUUAUUUGUUAUACUACUGCCACUCGGUUCCCAAAGUUCGGGUCUACGAAGCGGAUCUUUUGGACCCGGAAUCAAAGGCAAAGAUUAACCACGGUGUUGCCAUUUGUCACUUGGACACAAGUGCUUGGAGCCCCACCCAUGGUGCAUUCUUGGCUCUUGGAUCGGGUCCGGGUCGGAUUGAAGUGUGCCACUGGAUCUUUGAGAAUGACAUGACCUGGAACAUUGUUGAUUAAGAGGAAAGCUGCGGGUCUGUUCGCUUCUCACUAAUAAAUGGUUUUUUAAUU
This is a messenger RNA of Gastrolobium bilobum, 1917 nucleotides long. Its product is annotated as polygalacturonase 1 beta-like protein 3. NCBI's taxonomy places the organism in Eukaryota, Viridiplantae, Streptophyta, Magnoliopsida, Fabales, Fabaceae. Bases 1 to 1866 code for a protein of 621 amino acids. The record is from RefSeq and is a predicted model, not a curated record. The transcript is spliced from 2 exons.